UAUUUUGGGAUAUCUAAUCACGUAUAGGUAUAUCUCUUUGAGCUUACCUUUUUCCUAGGUUUUGGGUGUCAUGACAUCACUCUCUUAUCACAUGUUUUACUUUAUUUUUCACACACCACCAAAUUUCAUAAAUACAUAAAGGCUAUCCACUCUUCCCACAGCCACUCUCCCUCCACCGUUAUCACCACCACCAUGCCGCCGUGCUACUAAACCCCCCCUCUCUCUUUCUCUCUCAUCUUCCUUUUAGGUUUUGGCUUUUAGGGUCCCCUCUCCCUCUUCCAAGUUCCAUCACAUGUUUUGCUUUUUAUACAACACCAACUUAUAUUAAUACAUAAAGGGUCGAUCAUAUCUCCACCCAUCCACCACCCUUCCCACCACCAUCUCCACCAACACCAUCACCACCACCUCUCUCAUCUCAUAUUAGGGUUUCAUCAAGAAGCAAGAAGAAAUCAAUAAAGACACAAAAAGAUUCCAUCUUUUGCAUCUUUCUUGAGUUGGUUUCAUCAUCAUCAUCAUUGUUAUCACCAUAUAACAUCAUCAUAAUCAUGAUGAUGAUGGUAUUAUGAGUUGAAAACUUGAAAUGGUUGAAGAAGAGAAGAUGAUAAGAGGAAGUAAUAUGAAUAUGAUGGUAGGAAGUACUACCACCAAAGGGUUUGAUCCUUAUGUUAACUCAUCAUCAAACACUAAUGACUUCUUCAACUUUGAGCAACACAACUCAGAUCUCUUCGCAUCUUCUUCUAAACCGGUCAUGAUUGCCGGCCCCGGCGCCGGAGAUUUCUCUCAGUUUGAUGACCAAUCAUCUCUCCAAAGAUGUGUACUAAUCCCUUGUGAACCAAAUGAAAGGCCAAGUCAAGGACUUUCACUUUCUCUCUCUUCCACUCAUCCCUCCACCAUUGGAAUACAAUCAUUUGAGCUUGUAAGACCACCACAAAGUCAUCAUAACCAUGGUCAUCCUCACCAGGGAUAUUUAGGGAAGCCUCUCUAUAUGCAUGAUCAGCAACAUCAUCAUAUGAUGGCAGAUGAUCAAUCAGCUAAUAUUAUGAACACUGCUUCAGGUGGUGCUCAACAUCAAAGUGGACAAUACAGUUUAAGAAGCUCAAGGUAUUUAAUACCUACACAAGAUCUCCUCAAUGAGUUCUGCAAUCUUGGUACAAAGCAAAAUGAUCAUUCAACAAAGGCAAAAGCUCAAAGAACCAACCAGUCACAAGAUCAUGAUCAUAAUUUGGAUCAUAUGAAUGCUAGUUCUUCAAAAAAUAUACCUUUAAAUUCUAUUGAAUUCUUGGAAUUGCAGAAAAGAAAAUCCAAGCUCCUUCAAAUGCUAGAUGAGGUGGAUAGAAAAUACCAUAAUUACUGUGCUCAAAUGAAGGCAGUGGUUGCAUCAUUUGAAGCAGUGGCUGGUAAUGGUGCAGCAACAGUUUAUUCAGCCUUGGCAUCAAAGGCAAUGUCAAGGCAUUUUAGGUGUUUGAGAGAUGGUAUUGUAGGUCAGAUCAAGGCAACCAAGAAGGCUAUGGGAGAAAAAGACAUUUCUGCCCCUGGUGCCACCAGAGGGGAGACUCCUAGGUUAAGGCUUCUUGAUCAAACUUUAAGACAGCAAAGGGCUUUUCAACAAAUGAUCACCAUGGACAGCCACCCCUGGCGGCCGCAGCGUGGGUUACCGGAGCGGUCGGUGUCCGUUCUUCGUGCUUGGCUGUUUGAGCACUUCCUCCAUCCGUACCCUAGUGAUGUCGAUAAACAUAUUCUAGCACGACAAACCGGCCUCUCAAGAAGCCAAGUAUCAAACUGGUUCAUUAAUGCAAGGGUUAGGCUAUGGAAGCCCAUGGUGGAGGAAAUGUAUAUGGAAGAAACAAAAGAUAAUGAACAUGAAAACAAUGAAGGUGUCACAGACAGAUUCAAUGCUGCUACUGAUGAAAACACUACAAUCACAAAAGUGGAGCAAAAACCGACGGUUGAUCAGCUUAUUCGGAGGGAUUCUGAUUGUCUUUCGUCGAUCAUUAACCACCACGACCACAAUACAACGAAAACCCUUGACCGCACCUUUCACCAGAGUUUUCCAAGGGUCUCAGCUGAUUCUUUUGGAGCAGUGGAGCUAGAUUUUUCAGCAUACAAUCACAACUUUGGUGGCAAUGGUGCUGGUGGUGGUGGAGGGGUUUCUUUGAACUUGGGAUUACAGCAACAUGCUAGUGGUGGUGGUGGCGGCGGUGAAGGUGGUGGUGGAGUGUCACUAUACUACCCUAGAGACCAUAUGGAAGAUUGCCAAACUGCAGUACAAUAUUCUUCUCUUUUAGAGGGUGAUCAAGGACAGAAUUUACCUUACAGGAAUUUGAUGGGGGCACAACUGCUACAUGAUAAUUUGGCUGGUUAAGAGUUAAAAAAUUUAUAUCUUAUUUUAUAUAAGUUAAAAAGAACACAUAUGGGAUUUAUAUAUAUAUAAUUCUAGGUAAAGGGUAUACAUGAUUGGGGUUAGGAUAAUUGUUUAAGAUCAACAUUUUGAAGUUUUUGUAUAUUGAAAGGGUAUUGUAAUAUUUUUCUUGCUUUAAUAUUUUGCAGUCAAAGAAUUAUAGAAAUGAUCAGUUGAUUCAA
This is a messenger RNA of Helianthus annuus (common sunflower), 2580 nucleotides long. Its product is annotated as homeobox protein BEL1 homolog. Gene Ontology annotation, biological process: regulation of transcription by RNA polymerase II. NCBI's taxonomy places the organism in Eukaryota, Viridiplantae, Streptophyta, Magnoliopsida, Asterales, Asteraceae. The coding region runs from base 581 to 2362 and encodes 593 amino acids. The transcript is spliced from 4 exons. Gene Ontology annotation, molecular function: DNA-binding transcription factor activity, RNA polymerase II-specific; RNA polymerase II cis-regulatory region sequence-specific DNA binding. The record is from RefSeq and is a predicted model, not a curated record.